UGGCGUUUAUCAUUGUACUGGUGACCAUGUGAUGUGCGUUGUUUGGUUCCGUGAAUGCUCGAGGAUGCGUUGAAGGUUAUAGAGAAAUGAAGUGGACUCUGAGAAUAAGCGGUGGACCUAGGCGCGUUAAUCACGCUGCUGUUGCUGUCGAUCAAAUCAUUUAUUCAUUUGGUGGAUACUGCACUGGAGAGAAUUUCAAAGACUUCACUCCUAUUGAUGUUCACGUCUUCAAUACUUUGACCAUGAAGUGGAGAAGUUUUCCGGUCAUCAGGAGGGAAGAUCCAAGGGCUGAUGAAGUUCCAUUUCGGAGAUAUGGACACACAGUUGUUGAACAUUUUGGAAAGGUCUACCUUUGGGGUGGAAGGAACGAUGAACAGGCAUGCAACAUUCUCUACUGCUUUGACACAAGAACACACUGUUGGAGCUGUCCUCGAGUGCAUGGACAAAUUCCAGGUGCAAGAGAUGGACAUUCUGCUGCCAUACUUGGCAAUAGAAUGUUCAUCUUUGGUGGAUUUGAAGAGGAGUCCCAGACAUUCUCUCAUGAUUUAUAUUGUCUGGAUUUGGUGACCUUCACAUGGACAUUAGUCACAACCAAUGGGACUCCACCAAGAAACCGAGAUUUUCAUACAUGCACGGCACUUGGGGACUGCCUUUAUGUGUUUGGAGGCAGAGGAGAUGUUGCAGGAGCAAUUCACACACGUCGUGAGGUCUAUGACAAUGCCAUGGUAGUCUUCAAUACUGUGUCAAACCAGUGGACCUAUCCCCAGGUUCAAGGAGAUAUUCCUUUGGGCAGAAGAAGUCACUCUGCUUUUGAGCAAAAUGGAUAUAUUUAUAUAUUUGGUGGCUAUAAUGGAAUUGAGAAACAACACUUCAAUGACCUUCACCAGUUUGAUCCUGUGCGGAAGGAAUGGAAGAAGCUUAAUCCAAGUGGGCAAGUUCCAUGGGGCAGAAGACGACAAACAUGUUGUGUCAUUGGGAAUUGGAUGUAUCUCUAUGGAGGAACAAGGCCAUUGCCAGGGGCACUCCCACCAAGUGAUGAAGAUGACCCUGACAACCCACCCUCUCUCUUGGAUUUGGGGGAUCUUUGUGUCCUUGAUUUCUCUCCAUCCCUUCGUGUACUAGCAAUGCUGGAAGUGGUUCGGUAUCAACUGGAAGCCAAGUAUCUCCCUCUAGAAUUGAAGUGA
Darwinula stevensoni is the source of this 1184-nucleotide messenger RNA. Lineage: Eukaryota; Metazoa; Arthropoda; Ostracoda; Podocopida; Darwinulidae. The record is from the annotation of a GenBank genome assembly.